AAGCAAGAAGACUCCGAAGCCGGGAGUAGAAGUACCAACAGAUUUUAUCGUGGAGCAUAGAAAAGAAAAGACCAGCGAAACCUCAACGUUUUUUGGACUGUCUGCUGGAGCUCCGAUUCAACCAAUUUGCCUCUUCGCUACACGCCGGUUCCUCUGGAUAGGCUGUAGCCGCUAAACAAAGUUGGUAGUAAACUCUUUGGAGUUUGGUAAGAGUCACUUUAUAUUUCUUCGCUUGUGAGAGUGGACUGCACUGGAGCUUGGGAUCGAACCCCUCCGCACACGCUGGUCGGGCUUGGACCAAGCGCUUCAUCCUUUUUACGCACGGUUUCCCGACGCUGCAAAAGUUUGUGUCCAGAUCUGAAGACUCGUGAGAUCAAGUCAGCAGCUGCUUCCUGAGCCCAGCUCCAACAUACCUGGGUCCCCGGACAGAGAGCCACUGACCAGAGCUGAGAGAAGACUCGUAUCGAGCUCCUUUUCUAAAAGAGACAUGACAGAUUGUCUGAAGCACUAAAACCUACAAAUCCGUCGAUUCUUCAGAGAGGUUUUGAAGAGAAGUCAGAAGAUCUGAAACAAGUGCAGUAACUUGCAACAAAGAAGUUAAAAAUCAUCUUGCCUAAACCAGCAAUUACAGAAACGAGUACAUCAGCAUCCCAUAUCUGAGCCGACACAAUGGCGUGGUCAGCUCUUACCGGCCCCUGUGUGGCCCUCGUCCUUCUCUGUUUUGGUUUGGCCUCUUGCACCCCCUCCGGCCCCGCCUCGGCCACCUGCGCCACCCUGGAGCAGAGUCGCUUCUUUGGCGUGUUCUCCUCGAUGACCACAUUGCCUUCAACACCGUGCUCCUGGACCCUGCAGAACCCCGAUCCUCGCCGCUACACCGUCUACAUGAAAAUCACAAAGCCCACCGACUCCUGCGUGCCCCGCCAGAUCAGAACCUUCCAGUUCGACUCCUUCAUCGAGACCUCCCGCACCUACCUGGGCAUGGAGAGCUUCGACGAGGUCGUUCGGCUGUGUGACGCUUCAACCACUGUCACCUACCUGGAGUCCAGCAAGCAGUUUCUGCAGAUCCGCAAAGUGGCGCCAAGGAACGGGCUGGAGAUCGUGGAGGGGGAGAGUGACGGCAGCGACUUCAAGGCUGAAUUUCUGGUCGUGGGGAAGAGGAACCCAAGUAUGCCUGCCUGCCAGAUGCUGUGCCAGUGGCUGGAGAAGUGUCUGUCCAGCAGCACCCAUGAUUAUCCCUGUGGCAUCAUGAACACCCCCUGCCAGUGCUGGGAGGCACCAAAGAGGAAACCAGGAAGCUGUUACAGAGGCGGUGUCUACGUCGAGAACUGUGUUGCUGUUCCCAAAGACAACCGACGCGAUGCUGAGAUUAUCAAAGGCUGGGCUGGAUGGGGACGCUGGUCCGUGUGCAGCCAGGAGUGUGGCGGUGGAGUCCAGGUGCGCAGCAGGACCUGCCAGCCCGAGGACAGCGUGUGCCACGGAACUGUUGAAGAAGGACGCGCCUGCAACCCUCAGGCCUGCAUUGGCACAGAGCGAUCCAGGAGCCAGGGUCUGCGGGCCAUCGUCGGUCUGAAGAGGGACAGUGCUGCUGAUUCCAGCCAGGGAGUUGUUGCAACCCAAACAGUGGAUGCUAAGACCGAUGAGUGGUCCUCCUGGAGCGCAUGCUCCAUCACCUGUGGGGAGGGCUGGCAGAGUCGCACCCGCGUCUGUGCUACUUCCUCCUUCACCACCCAGUGCACCGGCCCCCUGCGUGAGAACCGCCCCUGCAACAACACCGUCGUCUGCCCCGUGAAUGGUGCUUGGGAGGAGUGGACCCCCUGGAGCCUGUGCUCAUCCACCUGCGGCCGUGGUUACCGUGACCGCACCCGCACAUGCAAGCUGCCCCAGAACGGAGGAGAGCCUUGCCGCGGCCCCACAAGACAAACCAAGUUCUGCAACAUCGCCGUCUGCCCAGUGGACGGAUCCUGGAACGAGUGGUCCGGCUGGAGCGCGUGUUCCGCCUCCUGCUCCAACGGCACCAUGCAGAGGACAAGGGAAUGCAACGGACCAUCCUAUGGCGGCUCUGAGUGCCACGGCGGCUGGAAAGAGACCAACAACUGCUUCCUGAAAGACUGUCCCGUUAAUGGACGCUGGAAUUCGUGGACCACAUGGAGCAGCUGCAGCAGGACGUGCGGUGGAGGCGCUCAGCAGAGACAGAGAGCGUGUGAGGGCCCUUUCUUUGGUGGAGAAUCUUGCCCCGGUGAGAAGGGAGAGCAGAGACGCUGCAGUGAGAAGAGAUGCCCUGAGCCCCAUGAGAUCUGCCCCGAGCAGAACACUGGAGAAGUUGUGUGGAAGCAAACCCCCGCAGGAGACAUGGCUGCCAUCGCUUGCCCUGCUGAUGCCUCAGGUAUGAUUCUGCGCCGGUGCACCCUGGACGCUGUAGGUCUCGCCUCCUGGGAGACCCCAACUCACAUCAAGUGCGUCUCCAAGAACUACGAGAACAUUCAGAUGCUGUCAAGGGACUACAUCUCCAAAGCACAGGUCGGACAGAGCAUGGACGGAGUCGCUGAGGUUAUUUCUCGUCUGAGAUUCUCCUCUGAUGAGGGCACCAAGUACAGCGGCGACCUCAUGGCCAUCAUGGAGAUCCUGAAGAACACAACUGAGCUGUACAAGGGAACCAGGCUGAGACUGAGCAGCGCUGAUGUCGCGAACUACGUCCAGACCAUUAGCGACUUACUGAAGGAGGAACAUCGGGACAAAUGGGAAGAAGCACAACUGAUGGGCGCCAGCAUUAAAGAGUUCUUCCGCCUGGUUGAGGACUUUGUGAACAUGAUGGGUACGCAGAUGAGCAGCUUCGAGGACGUCUAUGAAGUCACAGAGAAUUUCGUGCUGAGCAUCCACAAGCGCCCGGCGACCACAAACUCCAACUUCACCUUCCCCGUGAAGGGCUGGAGGGGCAUGCUGGACUGGGUCAGGAACUCCGAGGAGAAGAUCUCAGUGUCCCGUGAUGCUUUGUCCAUUAAGCAAUCUGACGGCAACAGCACUUUUGUGACCGGCAUCGUCCUCUACAGAAACCUGACGUCUAUCCUGUCCUUCCAGAGCAACUCCACCCUGCUCAACUCCAAAGUGGUGACGGUGAUCGUCAACCCCACGACGACUCUCCUGUCGUCCCCCGUUGAGAUCGAGUUCCCCCACCUCCACAAUGGCACCAUGAAUGAGACGUGCCUCUCGUGGGACGAGAGCGAAACUUCCUCGCUGCUCGGCUCGUGGUCGGCUCGGAGCUGCAGAUCGGUGCCCGUUCAUUCAUUCAGAACCAAAUGCGUGUGUGACAGCCCCUCCACCUUCGCCAUUUUAGCGCGCAUCAACUUCGACUCGAUCAUGGACAAGGCACUGCUCCCGUCCGUGACUCUCAUCGUUGGCUGUGGGGUCUCCUCUCUCACCCUGCUGCUCCUCAUCAUCAUCUAUGUCUCUGUGUGGAAGUACAUCCGCUCCGAGCGCUCCGUCAUCCUCAUCAACUUCUGCCUCUCCAUCAUCUGCUCCAAUGCCCUCAUUCUCAUCGGACAAACCCAGGCUCGCAACAAGGUGGUGUGCACUCUCGUAGCUGCUCUGCUGCACUUCUUUUUCCUCUCCUCUUUCUGCUGGGUGCUGACAGAAGCUUGGCAGUCCUACAUGGCUGUCACCGGCCGUCUGCGCAACCGCAUUAUCCGCAAGCGCUUCUUGUGCUUAGGCUGGGGCCUUCCCGCGCUGGUGGUGGCUGUGUCAGUGGGUUUCACAAAAGCUAAGGGAUACGGCACCGUCAACUACUGCUGGCUCUCCCUCGAGGGCGGACUCCUCUACUCCUUUGUCGGCCCGGCUGCAGCUGUCGUUCUGGUGAAUAUGGUCAUUGGUAUUCUGGUCUUCAACAAGCUGGUAUCCAAGGACGGCAUCACCGACGUGAAGCUGAAGGAGAGAGCUGGGGCGUCACUGUGGAGCUCCUGCGUGGUUCUGCCUCUCCUGGCCCUCACCUGGAUGUCCGCCGUCCUCGCCAUCACCGACCGCCGCUCGGCCCUCUUCCAGAUCCUCUUUGCCGUGUUCGACUCGCUGGAGGGUUUCAUCAUCGUCAUGGUUCACUGCAUCCUGCGCAGAGAGGUUCAAGAAGCUGUAAAGUGCAGAGUAGUUGACCGCAAGGACGAUGGCAAUGGAGACUCUGGCAGUUCCCUUCACAAUGGCCACACCCAGCAUAUGCAGUCUGAUAACGAAAAGGAUGGAGAUUCGAGCAGACAAGGAAUGAAGAGCUCCUCUGAAGAAAAGAUGCCCCCUCCUCAGAUGCCUCUUCCCAUGGGCUCCAACUUCCACACUCUGCCGUCCAACCCCAGCAAGGGCCACAUGCAUGCGCUCCCUGAAUACUCCAGCCACACCCUCACCCUGAAGAGAGAGAAGACCCGGCUGGUCGGUGGAGUCGACCCCUGCGGAAAGCCAGUGUACGUCUGCGAGGGGGAGAUCUUCCAGCAACUGGACGCAGAUCUCGCUCGUGUUCAGGCCGAGGGAAGUGGCUCCGACGGCAGCGGCUACGUCCUCAUGCCCAACACCACCUCCACGCUCAGGAUGAAGCCCAAAGACGACCCAACAAAAUACAACAUCAGCGUGGAGCAGAUGCCGCAGGCCAGGCUGAUGCACCUCGGCGGGCCCUUUGCCGAGCCCCAGGCCGCUUUCGGGAUGAAGUCGAUCCCCUCAGACCAGGUCAGCGUGUCGUACUCGGAGAGAGACUCGCCCAUCCAGAACAUCCACAACAUGUCCAGCGAGUCUCACAUCACCCACAGCAGCCUGGAGAACACCUUUGAGUCCAUGAACUCCAUGAUGUCCAAGAGCGAAACCAUCUCCACGCUCUCCAUGAGCUCCUUGGAGAGACAGAAAUCCCGAUAUGCUGAGCUGGACUUUGAGAAAAUAAUGCACACGAAGAAACGCCACCAGAACAUGUUCCAGGACCUAAACAGGAAGCUCCAUCAUGCUGAGAAAGACCGAGAGUCGCCUGCUUCUGACAGCAAGUCUGUGAGAUGGAGUGUGUCCUCAGGAGGAAGUGACAAAACGAACCACAGCGACAAACAGCAGGCUCCUCUGGAGAGGCCGUGGGAGGGAGUCCGUGGAAUACCGCAGUCGCCCCCUGCUUGGGUGCGCAAAGACCUAGAGCCCCUCGCCGCCUCGCCUCUGGAACUGCACUCUGUGGAUUGGGAGAAAACCAGCACCACCAUCCCCUUAGUCGGGCAGGACAUCAUCGACCUGCAGACAGAGGUCUGAGGGGGAGGAGGGGGGCGAGCGAAGCCACCUGAUUUCACCUUGGUCACCUUUUUGGUUUGGGAACGCGAUCCUGCAAGGAUAGAGUAGAGGAAACCAGGAAAGGGAGGAAGUAGGCCCCAGAAUCAAUGUCUUCAAACCCUCAGCCAGAGCAGAGAGGGACGGAAGAGUGGAGUUGGUGAUGAUGGGAUGUUUAUGUAGCUUCUCUGUGUGGACUUAAAGUAUCUCGUGUCAGAGUGCUCUGGUGGGCGUAGGGUUAAUGGAGUUUCCAGUGAUUUCCAUGGACCAGGACUGGCUGUGGUUCCACCGGGGGUUUCCUGAACCCCUCCAGCCUGGGCUCAGAAGAUGUGGUCGACAUGUCUGUGCUUCUUUUUUCCUUCAACUCGACUUUGGAGAAAAAUGUUAUGACAUUAAAAACAAACGGCGGGUCCUCCCUGCUUCUUGGGAGGAGCGACCGGAACUCCUGGCUGCUUCUCGAACAGCCGGGUUAACUGUCCAAAACAAGGCGUGAGAGCAGAAGGGACCAGUUUCAUGUUUGGAGUCCAACACUCAUUUUGGCUUUUUUUUUGCAGUUUUUGUGUUUAUUUGUUCUGCUUCAUACCAGGAACUGCUACAACAGAUCUGAAUAUGAGACUCUGAACUGAGAAAACUAAAAUGAAGCAGAUAAUAUUUUUCUCCACUUUGACCACCAUGGUUAUUAUUAUUAUUACAAUGAUUAUCAUUGUUAUUGCCAUUAUUGAGUUAAUAGCCUCCAUUUUAAUUUUUCAUUCCCCACAUGACUGUCAGGCACAAGUUUUAUUGUUUUUUAACAGUCAUAUACAACAUUAGGCUCAAAAGAUCAGUAGAAUGUUCUGAGCCCACGUGGACUGCAUCGGGACAACGAGCGGUGGUGAUGGAGGUGGCGUUUAAGUUACCCAACACGUCCUGGUUUCUCCAGCAUUCCUCUUCUUUACCAGAACACCAGCACCAGGAUGAACACAGACUCUCACACAGGAAGAGCAGUGCACUCUCGGAAAAUGCUGGUCGGAUAUAAGAGGAGGCGUUGCAGUAGGGGGGGGGAUGGGGGUAGCAAACCUCCGCCCUCUCUCAGCUGGCACAAGAUGCAGGCUCUUCCAUGUGGCACAUAUAUAAACGGAUCCGAGGAUUCAGCGAGACCUUUCAUCAACGCCCUUUUGUUUCUCAGCCUUGCAGGACUCUUGGACAGAGCAGAGGCUCCUGGCGCUGAUGGCCACUUCCAGCCCAGCGUCAGGUCCUCAAGACUUUAACACAUUAGUGUUUUCAGCCAUCAGUGUGAAAAAGUGCAAUAUGAUGGGCGCUUGAUGCUCAAGCAGGACUGAUAUUAUAAUUUUAGGCAGGAGUUUUUUCUUACCGAUGUUUUAAGAAGUUUUAUACCAUCUUCCGCAUAUUUACAGGGCAUAUAGAUGCUUUAUGAGAAUAUUGUAUGACAAAUCUGUAUUAGUAAUUCAAGGAAUUUAUUCGCUAGAGAUUUGUUAGCACAAGACUCCAUAUUUGGAGCUGUGACAGGUAGAUAAUUGUACUUCUAUAAAGUAAACAUUAUACUAUAGAAUGAACGAUAUGAAUAUCUCUAAACUGUGCUUCAGGAUAUUUGUUAUUACUCGCCGCUGUAUAGCAACGAGUAAUUGAUCCUCAUGUCUUCUGUACCAGUGUGUUUUUAAUAACCGUCAGUAACUCAACAGUAUGCAUUACCAGCCAAUUCCCAUGUCCCUUCCAAUUAGUCCGUCCUGGGCACAGCCUGAUUCAUACCUCGAGUUACUCGUAUUGAAGACCCAUUUGUAUUUCCUUGUCUCGACUUUGUUUUUUUAUGUUCUGUUCUACCUUCUGUAAAUGUACAGUUUUCACAGCACAAAAUGAAUGUGACUUAUUUCUAAUAAAAAACUAAUAUAUAUUA
This is a messenger RNA of Hippoglossus stenolepis (Pacific halibut), 7156 nucleotides long. RefSeq names its product adhesion G protein-coupled receptor B1. Bases 670 to 5250 code for a protein of 1526 amino acids. The transcript has 32 exons. Gene Ontology annotation, molecular function: G protein-coupled receptor activity. The record is from RefSeq and is a predicted model, not a curated record. Gene Ontology annotation, cellular component: plasma membrane. Lineage: Eukaryota; Metazoa; Chordata; Actinopteri; Pleuronectiformes; Pleuronectidae. Gene Ontology annotation, biological process: G protein-coupled receptor signaling pathway; negative regulation of angiogenesis; cell surface receptor signaling pathway.